This is a messenger RNA of Camarhynchus parvulus, 3823 nucleotides long. It is a transcript of the gene SYT7, whose product is annotated as synaptotagmin 7. NCBI's taxonomy places the organism in Eukaryota, Metazoa, Chordata, Aves, Passeriformes, Thraupidae. The record is from RefSeq and is a predicted model, not a curated record. Gene Ontology annotation, molecular function: clathrin binding; calcium-dependent phospholipid binding; SNARE binding. Bases 15 to 2144 code for a protein of 709 amino acids. The transcript is spliced from 13 exons. Gene Ontology annotation, biological process: cellular response to calcium ion; regulation of dopamine secretion; vesicle fusion. Gene Ontology annotation, cellular component: membrane; synapse; axon.
UCCGCCGCCGUCUGAUGAGCCGCGGCCCCGCUGCACCGGGCAGCCGCCGCCCGCCGCCCCGCCGCGCCCCGCCGCCGCCCGCCAGCAUGUACCUGCACCCGGAGGCUGCCAGCGCAGGGACCCCCUCCCGCGACGUCCUCCUGGUCUCAGCCAUCAUCACCGUCAGCCUUAGCGUCACCAUCGUCCUCUGCGGGAUCUGCCAGUGGUGCCAGCGGAAAAUGGGAAAGCGUUACAAGACUUCCCUGGAGACUGUGGGAACUCCGGAUUCCAGCCGAGGCCGCAGCGAAAAGAAAACCAUCAACGAUCUAGACAGAGACUUUUGGAAUAACAAUGACAACACAGUGCAGCAGAAAUGGAGCUCCUACCCUCCCAAGGAGUUUAUCCUAAACAUUUCUCCUUACGCUCCGUACGGUGAUCCGCGCCUUUCCCUCAAUGGCUCUCUGUUAUCAGGGGCCAAACUGACGGCGUCGGCCGCCGCCGGGCUGUCCGGGGACCGCGACGGCCGGCCCGGGGACAAGCAGCGGCUCGGCGAGGAUGGAAUGAGGAGCAGCGUGUCCGCCCACAGCGAGCCCGGAGCUGGAAAGGCGGCACGGGGCCGCUGGCACACGGUGCAGAGCCACUUGGCCGCAGGGAAGCUCAGCCUGUCCAAUUUCGAGGACUCCACCCUGUCCACAGCCACUACCCUUGAGUAUAUCCCCACCUCAGCAGGCGAUCCCAAAUUCCAGAGGCCCCGCACGCUCGUGCGCCAGCAAAGUCUGCAGCAGCCCCUGAGCCAGCACCAGCGCGCCAACCACAGCCAGCCCACCACCAGCCAGAGCCUGGGCCACCUCCAGGCCCACAGCGGCUCCUCCGCCGCCGCCGCCAACUCCCGGGGCUCCCGCGGCGGCGGCCCGGCGCGCCAGGGCACGGCCGCCGGCUCCAAGCAACGGAUGGCCGGGGGCAGGAGCCGCUCCAACCCCGGCAGCUGGGACCACGUGGUGGGGCAAAUCCGCAACCGCGGCUUGGACAUGAAGUCCUUCCUGGAAGGCCGGAUGGUGGUGCUAUCCCUGGUUCUGGGACUCUCAGAGCAAGAUGACUUUGCCAAUAUUCCCGACCUGCAACCCGCUGGGACGCAGCCGAACCAGGCGAACGCUCAGGGGGACAAGAGGUUGCCGGCUGCUGGGAAGGCUGGGAAUGCGGCACCGGCACCGGGGCAGCCGCCGCACGAUGAGUCCGACCGCAAGACGGAGCCGCACUCCUCCGUCUCCGACCUGGUCAACUCCCUGACCAGCGAGAUGCUCAUGCUCUCCCCGGGCUCCGAGGAUGACGAGGGCCACGAAGGCGUCAGCCGGGAGAACCUGGGCCGCAUCCAGUUCAGCGUCGGCUACAACUUCCAGGAGUCCACCCUGACCGUGAAGAUCAUGAAGGCGCAGGAGCUGCCGGCCAAGGACUUCAGCGGCACCAGCGACCCCUUCGUCAAGAUCUACCUGCUCCCCGACAAGAAGCACAAGCUGGAGACCAAGGUCAAGAGGAAGAACCUCAACCCGCACUGGAAUGAGACCUUCCUCUUUGAAGGGUUCCCCUAUGAGAAGGUGGUGCAGCGGGUGCUGUACCUCCAGGUCCUGGACUACGACCGCUUCAGCCGCAAUGAUCCCAUUGGAGAGGUGUCCAUCCCUCUCAACAAGGUGGACCUGACCCAGAUGCAGACCUUCUGGAAGGACCUGAAGCCCUGCAGUGAUGGCAGUGGAAGCCGCAGGGAGCUGCUGCUGUCACUGUGCUACAAUCCCUCAGCCAAUUCCAUCGUGGUAAACAUCAUCAAGGCAAGGAACCUCAAAGCCAUGGACAUCGGGGGCACCUCAGAUCCCUACGUGAAGGUGUGGCUGAUGUACAAGGACAAGCGGGUGGAGAAGAAGAAGACGGUGGUGAUGAAGAGGUGCCUGAACCCCGUCUUCAACGAGUCCUUCGCCUUCGACAUCCCCACGGAGCGGCUGCGCGAGACCACCAUCGUCAUCACUGUCAUGGACAAGGACAGGCUGAGCCGCAAUGACGUCAUUGGCAAGAUUUACCUGUCCUGGAAGAGCGGUCCCGGCGAGGUGAAGCACUGGAAGGACAUGAUCGCCCGCCCGCGGCAGGCGGUGGCACAGUGGCACCAGCUGAAGGCCUGAGCGCCCCCGGACCGUGGGCUCGGGGUCCCCCUUCCCAGCUCCCAGCCCCUUCCCGCGGCGCUCCCGGCCAGGGGCCGGCGGGACAGCGGCCUGGCUCGCGGGAACCCUGCGGGAGGACGGGGACGGAGCCCCCCCGAGCCCCCGGGUUCGCCUCUCCCUGGGGUGCGGGGGGUGCGGAGCCGCCCCCAGCCCCGGCCGAGGAGGUGCCAGAAGCGAUGUCCCCCCCAUCCCUAUUCCCACCACCGGGCAGGACUUCUGCGAGUGCUUCCAGCCCCGCUCCCGGAGCCCCUCGGCCCCUCCCCGGCCUCGCCCCCCCCUCCAUUUCAGGGGGUCAGGCUGCGGGUGCAAGAGGGACCCUCCUCCCUCCCCUUUCAGCUCCAUAAAACCUCUCGGAGCCGCCAGCGGAGCCACGGAGCCCCCCUGCCCCACCUCCUCCCCCCGCGCCCCCCUCGAGUCUCCCGGGGCGGGCGGGGGACACCGAGGGGAGGGGACAGCCCCUUUUCCUGGGAUCGGAAGCCAUGACACAGUUCCUUAUCCAAAGCGGGCUCCUUCGUGCACUGCCUUCAGCCGGGUUCGAUGCUUUACCUCCGUCUUGGGUUUCGGCGGGAGCGGGGGGGCCCUAAGCCGCCCUGGGGACCCCGGUCCUGCCCUCCCCCCCAGCCCGGGCUGGAAGGGGCCCCUCGGGGGAAUGCAGAGCUCCACAGGGUCCCCUUCCAGCCGGGCUGAUGCGGGCGCCGGGGCUGCCCCGGGAGCUCCGUGCCCACCCCUGGGGAUAAAGGGUGGAGCGAGCGCUGUUGUCCCCAUCGAGGGCAGGUGACAUUCCCUGGGCUGGUGGCAUUCCUUGGGACAGCCAGCCUGGCAGGAUCAGUGCCAGCAGCAGCAUCCCCACGGAGCCCUGGGAUGCACACGCCAGACCCCUUCCCACUCCACUCCCUGGGACCCCCAAAAACAGGGACAGACCCACCUGGGAGCCCCCCCCUCAGGGGUGACAAGGGGGUCGGUGGUGGCUCUCCGUGGCAGACACCAGAUCAUCCUCAGUCUUCCUGCUCCCCCCGUGGCAACCUUGGCUCCCAGCAGCUCCCACAGCCCCAAUUUAGACAAUUUUGGACAAUCUGGAGAGAAGUCAUAAUACUGCUAUUACAGUAAUAACAACGCUUUUAGGGACAUUUGUAUUUUUGUCAUAUUCUCUCUUUUUUUAACAUAAAAGAAGAGACUUACAUGCCUGGGGAAGAGGUGGCAGGGCCAGGGCUGUGCCAAGCCGGGUGCCCCCCACAGCCCCUCGGGCACCCCGCUUUUCCAGGCUGGAUUCCUCGUCCGCGGUCGGGCUCCCCGGGGGUUUGUGUGUUCAUUUUUAACUCUAGAGCUCGUAGCCGUGAUCUUGUUCAGGUUCUCUCUUCUUCAUGUGACGGUAACAUCCAACUGGUGUGUAAAAUAAAGAAAAACAGGACAAAAAAAUUUAAAAAAAAUUUUAAAAAAGGGAAAAAAAAAAGAUAAAAAAUCCAAUAAAGAGCCUGGCCCAGCCUGGCUGAGGAGCGGCUGGAGCGGGGGGUGCCCGGCUGGCGAUGCCAAGGAUGGGGCGCACGGGUCAGGGCAUCUCCUUUGAAGAAUCCUAUUUUUGGGGAGUGGGGCCCCUCGUUUUCUGGAGGCAGCCCCUGCUCUCAGUAAUAAAGGACAGUCAG